AUGGAGCUCCGGACGAUCCUCCGCGCUCUGCUCUUCCUCUCUGCCGCCUGUCUGCAGCCGGUGACCGGCGCGGCUUCGCGGACGGGACCGAGAGUCACGGAGAAGGUGUUCUUUGACAUCACAGUAGCAGGUCACGAGGUCGGGCGUAUCGUUGUCGGCCUUUUUGGGGAGGUCGUCCCACUCACCGUCAAUAACUUUGUCGCCCUGGCAACCGGAGAGAAAGGUUACGGAUACAAAGGGACAAAGUUCCACAGAGUCAUCAAGGACUUCAUGGUCCAGGGAGGAGACUUCACAGCCGGAGACGGAACAGGAGGUCACAGCAUCUAUGGAACCACCUUUACAGAUGAAAACUUCAAACUGAAGCAUUUGGGGUCCGGAUGGGUGAGCAUGGCGAACGCCGGUCCCGACACCAACGGAUCGCAGUUCUUCAUCCUGGCUGCCAAAGCGCCGUGGCUGGACGGGAAACACGUGGUCUUCGGCAAAAUCCUGGACGGGAUGUCUGUGGUUCACACCAUCGAGCUCCAGGACACCAACGACAGGAACCUGCCGUACACCGAGUGUGUGGUCGUCAACAGCGGACGGAUCCCCGUCAAAGAGCCCUUCGUGGUGGAGGUGGAGGGCUGGUAG
Messenger RNA from Cyclopterus lumpus (lumpfish), 627 nucleotides. It is a transcript of the gene ppic, whose product is annotated as peptidyl-prolyl cis-trans isomerase C. The transcript has 6 exons. The record is from RefSeq and is a predicted model, not a curated record. Bases 1 to 627 code for a protein of 208 amino acids. Gene Ontology annotation, cellular component: intracellular membrane-bounded organelle. Gene Ontology annotation, molecular function: peptidyl-prolyl cis-trans isomerase activity. Gene Ontology annotation, biological process: protein peptidyl-prolyl isomerization; protein folding. Lineage: Eukaryota; Metazoa; Chordata; Actinopteri; Perciformes; Cyclopteridae.